AUGCAUCCUGGGGGGGCGUAGGUUUGACCGGCUACUCUGAGGCUCAGACACAAUGAACCGUCAGACUGAGAGGUGCACGCAUGUUGGUCCGGAGGUAUUAACACGGUUUUAGUACAUUAUUAUAGAUUUUUGUGCCUUUUCUUUGACUUACUUAGUAAUUCUCAAACUACUGACACGCUGUAUGGCGGUUUCAAGGCUCAACUGGGAACGGUUAGUUCGACGAGUUUGAUGAAAACGAGGUCGGGAUCAGACUACCGUUAGCCCCUCCUGGCGGAUUUUUUUUCGUUAUUUUUUUUCUAGCUAAAGCCAACAAAGCAAAGCAGAUAACGAUGUCGUUGACUGCUUCGUCUGAUUAUUUCGCUGCCGAGUGUCUGGUAUCGAUAUCUAGCGGUCCUGUCCUGCAUAGACCCACCCCGGUCGUCCCCGCCAGCCAGCCGGCCAUGGUGGGCCUGCUCCCUGGGGAGCCCGACGGGUCGAGAGAGGAUAGGGAAGUGCGGGAGACUCUGGGGCUGGAGGGGGCGAACAUGUUGGCGGUGGCCGGUAUCCUCACCGACCUGCACGGUAAGUUCCGCCCCAUGUCGGCCUACUCGGAGAACAGUAACUCAUCAUGUGGAGAGAGCGGUUACACCACGUUGUCCGACCCAACCACUCCUACCAUGACCCCCUCCGCCACCCCGAUCCCCGGACAGCAGCAGCAGCUGAGGGGGGGAGGAGGAGGCGUGGGGGCCCCGCGGUCCCCGGUGAAGCGACAUCAGUGCACUUUUGACGGAUGCGACAGAGUUUACGGGAAAUCGUCCCACCUGAAGGCACACAUCCGGACACACACAGGUGAGAGGCCAUUCCCAUGCACCUGGCCUGACUGCGAGAAGAAGUUCGCCCGCUCCGAUGAGCUUGCACGCCACACCCGCACCCACACAGGAGAAAAACGCUUCCUGUGCCCACUGUGCGACAAGCGCUUCAUGCGCAGCGACCACCUGAUCAAGCACGCCCGCCGUCAUCCUGACUUCCAGCCCGCCAUGUUGGGACGCAACAAGGGCGCAUCCUCUGCUUCCAGCCCAGCUGUGCACCAUUAGGAUGGUUUGGGAUGGGGGUUUCCUGUGUACUGGGGUCAGCAGAGCACAGAAGAUGUCGGUGGUUUCAAGUUAACCAGCUACAAUCAGAUCCACUGAUUAGGAUUGAGCAUUGUUGUGUUGUACUGUAAAAUGUGCACAUACACAAGCGAACACACACAGAGCUGGAUGUGAGGGGGAAGUAGCCUCAUCUCUCCAUCCACACAGAUGAGUCAUGUGACCACUAUCCACCUGCUCAACAUAACUAGGGUUGGGUAUUGAGAAUGUUUCAAAUCUAUAAGAACUGAGGAUUUGUUAACAAAUGUGCUUUUCGAUUCCACUUAUCGUUUCCUGAAAGCAGAGUCUGAACUAACUGCACUUCCAUUUACAUUGCAGGUUACACGUGUAUCAAAGCACGUGUAUGAUGUUUACAAUGUGGCAGACUGGAGCUAGGUUUCAAAAGUGAAACUACGCUUCACAAAAGACUAAUAAUACAAUGAAAUGUGAUCACUGUAUGAAAAUAAAUAUGUGAGGGAGGAAAGUCAUUUUAAUAUGAUGACAUGAUGUAAGAAUGCAGAGCAUUUUAAUAUCCUGUGUGAUAACAUACUGAAAUUCAAUGGUGAAACGUUUUAUAGAUCAAAUAACCAGAUGGGAAUGUCAGUUUUUGGUUUGUCCUCUGAAUUAAAUGCUGGACAAAUCAAGGUGCCUAUCAGACUGAUGCAAAAAUUCUGAAAAGCCAUUUAUUAAUGCUUCAGAAAGUAAAAACUACUUUAAAAUCAAUUCAAGUUUGCAUGGCAAACAGAGAAUAUAUAUUUGUCUUUCUUUUAACCAAAAACAAACAAAAAAAAGUUUAUCAGUCAAAACCUUGUAAAAAAUAAAUGUGGUUUUUGCUUUCCACAUAUUCUGGUUUUUCUUUCUUAAUCAGGGUUCGAUAAGAAUCGGAAUCAUGAAGCAGAUUUUAUUCGGUAAAAUAAACCCAACCCUAAACAUAACCUCAUUUUCUCAAACUGAAACACUUUCACAAAUUGCAGGGAUUUUUCACGUUUUCUGUACAAAUCUGCACAUUCAUCAUCGGCCAAAACUCCUCUGUUUUCUUGUGGUUAAUUUGCUGAUUAUUGUUGUACUCUUCAGUACCAUUUAUUUACCAUGAGUAGCACAAUAUUGUGAUGUUAGGUAGCGAAGCAGUGACUAGAAGCUUUUUAGCUUUUUUUGUUUGUUUGUUUUUAGCUUUGCAAGUCCAUAUUCAAAGUUUUAGUGAUGACACAUUCCUUGAUUUUUUUUUUUUUUUUUUUUUGCAUUAGUAAACAACAUUGAGGUGAUAUUUGUCAAUAUAUCGAAUUUAACAAUAGAUCAAAUAUUAAUUUUGCCAGAAAGUGGAUCAAACUUCACUGUAGAAGAGCUGUUUGCACGCCAUCCUUGAGGCUUGAUCAGUAAUCAUUCAUGAAAUGCUGACACAUAAUACACAGUAGUAUUAUGUCUAAUACUGAUGCAAAUGUAUAUAAGCUUUUAAUGUAGAAACAUGGUAAAGCUACUAGCAGCAGAAUUAAUACGUGAUGAAUUGUAGUCCUUAUAUUAGGGGUAACAGUAUACGCUUGAUAGGAUGGUAUUGCCUGUGAGUGUCAGUGUGUAUGUUUAUUUAUUUUUUUUUUUAUUUACAUUUUUGUUAGCGACAGAACUGGGAAAAGUGUAUGUGAUAAUAUCAAAAUAUUUAGGGAGAAAAAGAUGACAUGAGUUGAGCUUGAUAUUCAGCUCGCUGCCUUCAAAGUAAAAGCAUUCACCCCACUCAUCAGGGGUGUGGAGCCAGAUGGCUGAACAUAUUUUUCAGGAUCAGGUGUGCAAGAUGUUUCUUUACACGGUUUGAGUUUCAACAGCCGGCAAACUGCGGUCUUAACUCAAAAUUUGUAUAAAAUAUAUCAAAGUAAUUUAAACAUGGUCAGUCUGUCCCCAUUUAGGAGAGCUAAUACCAGUAGACCUUUAUUGUGGAGGACGUUAUAACUUGUCAAAGCAGCAGAAGCACAGGUGUAACUAACGAUAACGAUGGCUCUGUUCUCUGCAGGUGUGCCAUUGAACCAGCAUGCACAGUACUUGUAGGCAGACACUUCUAAAUGGGAUGCAGCCAUUAAUGAUGUUAUUACAUUUGUGUUUGAUAAAUUAAAAUUGCCGCUGUUAUAAAGGUUUGGUACUAUGCUGGAAAAAACAAACACAAAUGAGGAUUUAUUAAAAAACUUUAGUACAUUUGAGCAAGCUGGAACCUCAAUAUUCCAAUCUUGCCAAAACAAACCUCAUGUAUUUUAGGAAUUAUUACAGAAAAAUUAUUUUCACGUUUAACAGAAUCAAGCAAACCUCAUGUAAAGUAGAUAUUUAAAAUCUAUUGGCGUACAUGCAGUGUCCAGGUCUGAUUCUAGAGAGGUUGAAUCUUUUCUUUUUUUAAUGUUUCCACACUGUUUGUCCAACUCAUGUACAUAUUCCUUUAUCUCAGUGAACAACAAUACUUCAGGAAACUCUGAAAGCCUUAAACUAUGUCAUAACUACUUUGCACCAUGUUUACAGUUGAAUCAUUGUAUAGGUAUAUAUGUCCUCCUCUGGGCUCAUUACAAAUACUCAUUAUGCAAUAUGGCACUUUUUUCUUACAGGUGUAUUUGGCUGAAUAGUGUAAUGGCUUGCACUGUUACUAUGCUUCUACAAGCAAGCACUGUGGAACUUUGCUAAUGUGUUAAUAACCAAUGGUUUGUAAAACUGCCUUUUUGUCCAAGUGCUUUAGAAAGCGUGAUAAAAGAACUGGGUAGUUGUUGUUUUUACUUUUGUUUAUUUUAGUGUUUGCUUAGUCACCCAGGCCAUCUCAUGUUGUGGAAUUUGUUUAAUUUGAAUUUUGAAAUGAAUUUGAUUUAAUUUUCUAGAUGGGACAUACGUCAUUCGUUGCUCCCAGGUCUGUCGACUUUGUUUCCUCCACACUAAGAUCAAAGAGAACAUCUUCACACGUCAAACCAUCUUCACACGUCAAACCAUCUUCACACGUCAAACCAUCUUCAUAUGCCAUUUCACUGUUGAUCUGUUGAUUUGAACAGGAACUGUACUCAUUGUAGUGAAUGCCAUGCUUUGGAAUUUUGUACACAUUUCCUCAGAGGUUCAAUCUGUUGACAGUUUUUGGUUGCUGCUGGCAGUAACCUUGAACACAUGGACUGUUUAACAAAGGAACACACACAAUAUACCUGUUUUCUACGUUGUCAAAUGGAAAUAUAUCCUUCCAUCUUUUCUAACAGAUGGAAGUGUCUUUUCACUCAGACUCUGCCCGGGUCUCAAAGCUAUAAUAUCACAAGAAGAACAUACCUCACAGAUUUUUUCUUUCCUUUGCGGUAUCUGUACAGCAUCCAUCCAACCUAUCUUUCAGAAAUUCCUAUAAAGCCAUUGAGCCUUGGGUUUCAGUUUUUAUCAGCUAGGUGGUCUGUUAUGUAGCCUUGUCCUUCUAUUGUCUGUAUAUGCAACAUCACUACUACCUGUGUAGCAACAGAGUUUCUGUUUCCCUGCCUCAAUGAACUUCUGUUGUUAAUAGACAGUGGUAAAUGAAUCUACUGGAUAAAUCCUGCACCAACAGUCCCUGUCAUCAAAGCUCAGCAGCUGUUUAAGUUACCAAGGGAAAGAGUCACUGCUGGCUGGGGCAGAGGCUGAGAAGCGUUAUUAAAAUGUAAAAAAAUACCUGUAGACUGUCACUUCACUGCAGAUAUUGAUUGAAAGAGCUCAGUCCAAAUCUGUUUGUUCAUAUCACUGAAUGUGGCUUGAUGACAGACGAGCAUUAUCCACUUUGGAUUUAAUUUUUGCUGCGCUGCCUUGCUGAGAAGAAAAAGAAAAAAAAAGCGAUAAUUUCUCUUGUCACCACACUAAUUCAGAUAUGCACAUUGUACAGAAACGGAUGUUUUUUAAAUUGAUGCCUAAUUUUUACAUUAAUGUAAUUUUUAAAAUCCUCUUUCAAAGCUUUAGUUAAGGUGAAUAGGAGGAACUGUGGAACUAAAUAAUUGCUGCAACAAGCUGUUUUGAUAUUUAUAUUCUCAGGUGUCUUAAAUUUUGAGCAUUGGACUUUCAAUAUUUCCUGUGCAACACCGAAGUACAAGCAUGUUUUAUUUCUUUUGUUAUGCCGAUUAAUUUAUUACAAACAAAACGUAUCAUUUGUGUGGUUUAAUUAUUCUUUUCAUAACUCACUUUGUGAUAUGGAACAGUACUAAUAUUAAAUAGUUCCAUUGUUUGCUUGACAUGAAAAUACCAGUGCUUUUUUUUUUUUUUUAAAUAAAAAUCCUUAAGUUGA
Seriola aureovittata is the source of this 5346-nucleotide messenger RNA. RefSeq lists its product as uncharacterized. The coding region runs from base 330 to 1073 and encodes 247 amino acids. NCBI's taxonomy places the organism in Eukaryota, Metazoa, Chordata, Actinopteri, Carangiformes, Carangidae. The transcript is spliced from 2 exons. Gene Ontology annotation, biological process: regulation of transcription by RNA polymerase II. Gene Ontology annotation, molecular function: RNA polymerase II cis-regulatory region sequence-specific DNA binding; DNA-binding transcription factor activity, RNA polymerase II-specific. The record is from RefSeq and is a predicted model, not a curated record.